Molecule: messenger RNA, 1476 nt
Organism: Schistocerca americana (American grasshopper)
Lineage: Eukaryota; Metazoa; Arthropoda; Insecta; Orthoptera; Acrididae
Gene: Cpr66D
Product: general transcriptional corepressor CYC8
Exons: 6
Coding region: 81-1016 (311 amino acids)
Cellular component (GO): extracellular matrix
Source: RefSeq, a predicted model, not a curated record
GCAGCCUCCACUCGCCAGCUCACCUCACAGCUUCCUCCACCUCAGCUGACCAGGAGCACGCUACGCGGCGGGGCUUCGCCAUGAACAACACGCUCAAGGUGGUGGUGUGGGUGGCUCUGGCGCUAGCUGCCAGGGCGCGCGCCGGCGGCGUCACCUACGUGUCGGCCCCGCAGCCGGCGCCGGGAGCCGCGCCCCAGCAGUACCAGGCGCAGCAGCAGGCGUUGUCCGCCGGGCAGUACCAGGCGGCGCUGGCCGCUGCUCAGCAGCAGGCGCAGUACCAGGCAGCGGCAGCUCAGCAGCCAGUCCAGUACCAGGCGGCGGCGCAGCCCCAGUACCAGGCAGCAGCGCAGCCCCAGUAUCAGGCGCAGUACCGCGCGGCUGCUCAGCAGCAGGCACAGUACCAGGCUGCAGCGCGCCUCCAGCCUCAGUACCAGGCUGGAGCGCAAGCUCAGCCACAGUACCAGGGCGCUGGUGGACAACCUCAGUACGCAGCAGCUGGGCCGCAGCCACAACCUGGUAGGCCGCAACUGCCUGAGGACUAUGACCCAAACCCGCAGUACCAGUUCGCGUUCGACGUGCGUGACGACCAGUUCACCAACUACCAGAACCGCAAGGAGCAGCGUGAGGGCGACAAGAUCUCCGGCAGCUACAGCGUCGUCGACUCUGACGGCUUCAUCCGCACCGUCAAGUACACCGCCGACCCACUGGAGGGCUUCAAGGCUCAGGUGACGCGGGAGCCCACCGACAUCGUGGUGAAGAUCCCGACGCCGACGCCGCCGCCGCAGGCGCAGCCGCUCUCCAUCCCAGCGGGGCCGCAGUACAUACAGGGUGGAUCGGCAGCCGCGUACCAGCAGGCGCAGGCGCAGGAGCAGGGCCAGGCGGCGGCCCAGCAGAGGGCGCUGCCUCCGGGGGCGGGCCUGGGCGUGCUGCCCCCGGGCGCCCGCGCCAAGGCGGUCGGCUACAGCGCGCAGCAGCCCGGCGCGCCGCCCGUCCACUUCCAGGCCUACCAGCAGUGAGCGCAGCCACGCCACGCCGCCUCAUCGCCACCUCAUCUCGCAGUCACCACCAGUAGAAUCACAACACGAUGUAGUACCCAUCAUCUGUCAACCAUACCUGCAGUCCAGUCCAAACAGUUAUAACCCUUUAUCGACUGAUCCAUUCCUUUAAUAAUUAUCUCUGCUAUUCUUUAUCUCAGAAACAAUACCCAGCAACCUUCAACGUUGCCUCUAAUGUCUAUAAAUUCAGCAAUUGAAUCCUCUCGUUGCCAUUUCUUUAUCUUUGGACCUUCACACUGCCGGGAAGUAAAAAUGUAUCACCAUCAAGGACAAGGUCAUUUUAGUGACAACUGAGGUGACACGUCAUUGUAAAAGUAUACGGUAACAAAUUCAGACCAAAUGAAAUGCACAGGUCACAGUAAAGGGUGGCCAAACUAUCGCAUCUGUACACAUAGAACUCCUCCCCUCCUCCCCCACCCUU